This is a messenger RNA of Ostrinia nubilalis (European corn borer), 1354 nucleotides long. Its product is annotated as serine protease 3-like. Gene Ontology annotation, biological process: proteolysis. Lineage: Eukaryota; Metazoa; Arthropoda; Insecta; Lepidoptera; Crambidae. The coding region runs from base 65 to 1279 and encodes 404 amino acids. The record is from RefSeq and is a predicted model, not a curated record. The transcript has 8 exons. Gene Ontology annotation, molecular function: serine-type endopeptidase activity.
AUCUAUUGGCUUGUGAUAUAAGCACAGGCCUAGUGCUUUUAGUGGCGAGUGUUAAAUCAUUAAGAUGUUGUGGAAGGUGGCAUUCGUGAUCGCUCUUGCCGUUGGUCAGGUACCAGCUAGGCCAGAUACAAUUGAAAAUGUAGAACCUACCUUUCUAGAAAAUGUCCAGAGUGAUAGCGACUCACGUAUUGUGUCUGGAUGGGACGCGGUGCCUGGUCAGUUCCCGCACCACGUGGCGGUGCGCAUGAUAAACCCCAAUGGUGCCUCGCUGUGUUGCUGCGGUGGCUCCCUGGUCGCCAAGAGCUGGGUGAUCUCCGCUGCCCACUGUACAGCUGGACGUGCAAGACUCCAGAUCCACGGUGGCGUGAUCGAUGUAAACAACCCAGAAUUUACCUCUGAGUCCACAGAGUGGUUUAACUACCCAACUUUCAUAGACGAGUUGCCCAACAUUGUACAACCUAAUGAUAUUUCCUUGGUAAAACUGAAGGACUCGGUUAGGUAUACCAGGCUCACCCAACCAAUUCGUAUACAGCCUCGUGCGGAAGUAAACCGUAAUUACGAAAAUCUAGUGUUAAUUGCUAGCGGACAUGGAGCCACUUGGACUGGAAGCGCUAUAUCCCAAAAAUUGCAAUGGGUUUACCUAUUUGGUGUAUCGAACGAAGCGUGUGGAAGAAACUUCGGAACUGCACUUAUCACCAACAACGCUAUCUGCGCCAGAUACUUCAAUGUCACUAGCCAAUCCACUUGCCAGGGAGAUAGCGGUGGCCCACUCAUCCACGUCGAAAACGGCGUACCUACCCUUGUGGGUAUAGCUUCCUUUGUUGCUGGUGGAACCUUUGGCUGUCACUCUGGAUUACCAGCUGGAUUCAUCCGCCCUGGACCAUUCCAUGACUGGUUGACUCAAAUCUCAGGACUUGACUUCGAGAACUUAAAUGAAGAUGAUGAGGAAGCGCUGCCGACUGUACCACCCACGAUCACUACCGAGGUUCCUCCCACCGAUCCGCCCACAACUACCACUGAAGCGCCCACAACUACUACUGAACCGCCCACCGAACCUGAUACUGAAGAACCUGAAAAGGAGGAGGAGUCAAAUGAAGAAUCAAAUGAAGACUCUGAUGACAGCAGUGACUCUUCCGAAGAAGACGAAGAUGACCCAGAGCUGAAGGACUUGCUUAAGAAACUGGAAGUGCUUGUCAAGGUCAAAGUCAAGAUGAGCAAGCAUGGAAAUAAGCAUAAACAUGUUAUUCAUCACAAUAAAACAAUAACGGACCAUCACUAAAAUUAAAUGACUGAUGAGAAAAUCACUGAAUUAGUUUAAUGAAGUAUUUAAAGAAAUUAAAUGCUUUUUCAUUAU